This is a messenger RNA of Rangifer tarandus platyrhynchus (Svalbard reindeer), 1371 nucleotides long. Lineage: Eukaryota; Metazoa; Chordata; Mammalia; Artiodactyla; Cervidae. The record is from the annotation of a GenBank genome assembly.
AUGGAGUGGGCGCCUGGAUUCUCGGAUGAUAAACAGCGUGUUCAGACAGUGCUGACGGCCAUGUGUCCUGCUUUCCUCCCUGUUGCCAUCCCCGCUUCUUCUGGAGGGUCUGAGAGGUCAGCAGACCUCACUGCAGCUUCCCUGGGAGCUGAGGAGCAGCUGCCACGUGGGGCGCCCACGUCCUUCCACACCCCAGGCGGGGGGCUGGGGGCAAACUUCCUACAGCCCUACAACUUCUGGGUGGCGUCGGGGCCCUCUGCUCACUCUUACAUAACAGGCAGCUUUCCAUCCGUGAACCGGCAAAUGCAGUCUGAACUCAGAAUCAGUGCACAUCAACGACAUCAGGUCCGGGACACCGCCUCCCGGAGCCCGCGUGGCACAGCUGUGCGCGGGCAGGAGCGGGGCUGGGGAAGGGGAGGCCAGGCCGGGGAGCACCCACCCGCCAGCACCCAGGGGUGCCUGCUCGAGGGAGCCCUGCACACACCCGGGGCCCCAGACGCAGCUGGGCCGGGCAGGAGCAUGGGCUCGUGCCUGCUGGGGCGUGACCGCGGCGGGACCCUCGCCCUCCCCAGUCCUGGUCUGAAAGGCGAGUCUGAGUCCACCAAGGAGCCGAGGGCUGUCACAGAAGGCCGAGGGGCGUUCAGAAAUGACCUCUUGUCAUCGCCCUGUUUUGAGGGGAUGUUUCGGAUUUAUUUCCUGUUUAAUUUCUGUGGAGGAAAACAUGAUCUCCCGACAUACACUGUUCCCCAGUUACCGCCCCUCUUAUCGGCCCCGCCCCCUCCCGGCCCGGGGCUACGGCGGCUGCGACCGUUGCGCGCGCUGGCGGAGCGGAUCGCAGCCGGAGAGCGAGCGGCGGCCCCCCGUGUGCCCGACUCGGUUCUGUGCCCGAAGCUGGAGGAGCGCGGCGUCCGGCUGAGCCCCGGACGUGCCCAGACACCACUGCCCUUCCACAUCCCAGGCGGCCCCCUUCCUGCGGGCAGCAGCACCCCUGGUGUCCGCCCGCCCCCUCGCGCUCAGCCCCUGCGGGUGGUCAGGUUUUCUAUCGUGCCCCCGGCCGAGCCAGGAGGACGUGCGAGGGCCGUCGUUCCUAGCUCGCCGUGGCUCCUGCCGGAGGCCAGUGAGCCCAUCGUUUGCGCCUUUCCCCACACGCAGCGCUUUCACCCGGCAACCACCCCCACCCCCCAGCCCCCAGGGAAAGGGCGCUGUCCUGCACAGAGGCGGGGGCGGGGGGUGAGCAGCUGGGCCGCCAGGGCCUGUGGGCGCCGGGCAGAGGGCCGGGAUGAGUUCGGAGGCAGCAUGGCGAGAGGGGCGGGCUUCCGGCGGUGGGGGUCGGGUGCCCAGCCCGGCCGCGCGAGGGGCGCGCGCGCGUGA